GCUGGGUAAAUCCUUAGCUUCUAGCGUGGAAAAUAGAAAAUUGAAGAGAAUUUAAUUGAAUUUUAAGGAAGAGCGGUUGAAGUGAGGAUCAUCAUGCCUAAAGUUCAGAGUAUAAAAAACUCUCUUACACCUUCAACUUCUAGUUUAAUAAGUGAAUCUGAUAAACAGCUGGAUUUUUUGCCUGAGAAGCUAAGGGGAAAGCUGCUUCCAUUCCAGAAAGAGGGCAUCAUUUUUGCUCUCAGAAGAGAUGGCAGGUGUAUGGUGGCUGAUGAAAUGGGUCUAGGAAAGACAAUCCAGGCAAUUGCAAUUGCUUACUUCUAUAGAGAGGAAUGGCCUCUUUUAAUAGUGGUCCCUUCAUCUCUGAGGUACCCUUGGAUAGAAGAAAUAGAGAAGUGGAUCCCAGAGCUAGAGCCUGAAGAAAUCAAUGUUAUUCAGAACAAAACUGAUUUUUGGAGAAUAUCGACCAGCAAAGUGACAGUUCUGGGCUAUGGUCUUUUAACCACUGGUGCAGAAACUUUGAUAGAUGCCCUAAAUAACCAGAACUUCAAAGUCGUUAUAGUGGAUGAAUCACACUAUAUGAAGUCUAGAACUGCAACUCGCAGCAAGAUCUUGUUGCCAGUAAUACAGAAAGCCAGACGAGCUGUUCUUCUUACAGGAACUCCAGCUUUGGGAAGACCUGAAGAGCUUUUCAUGCAGAUUGAAGCUCUCUUUCCACAAAAAUUUGGAACAUGGACUGACUAUUCCAAAAGAUACUGUAAUGCACAUAUCAGAUAUUUUGGUAAAAGGCCUCAGUGGGACUAUCGAGGGGCAUCAAAUCUUAAUGAACUUCACCAGCUAUUAAGUGAUAUAAUGAUUAGAAGAUUAAAGACUGAAGUUUUAACCCAACUACCCCCGAAAAUCAGACAGCGUAUUCCAUUUGAUCUUCCACCAUUAAUAGCCAAGGAAUUGAAAAACAGUUUUGAAGAGUGGGAAAACUUAAUGAGAGCUCCAAAUCGAAGUGGCACAGAGACUGUUAUGGGAUUGAUUACGCACAUAUUUAAACAAACAGCUAUUGCUAAGGCAGGUGCAGUAAAGGAUUAUAUUAAGAUGAUGCUUCAGAAUGAUUCACUUAAAUUUCUGGUUUUUGCUCACCAUUUAAGCAUGCUUCAAGCUUGCACAGAAGCAGUAAUUGAAAACAAGACACGUUAUAUUAGGAUAGAUGGAAGUGUUCUAUCUUCAGAAAGGAUACAUCUGGUUAAUCAGUUUCAAAAGGAUCCUGAUACUCGUGUGGCUAUCCUAAGCAUUCAGGCUGCUGGCCAGGGUUUGACAUUUACUGCUGCAAGUCAUGUUGUAUUUGCUGAGUUGUAUUGGGACCCUGGACAUAUAAAACAAGCAGAAGAUCGUGCUCACCGAAUUGGACAAUGCACUUCUGUGAAUAUCCACUACCUUAUUGCAAAUGGGACUUUAGACACCUUUAUGUGGGGAAUGUUGAAUCGAAAGGCUCAGGUCACAGGGAGCACACUGAAUGGGAGGAAGGAACAACUUCAGGCUGAAGAAGAUGAUAAGGAGAAGUGGGAUUUCCUGCAGUUUGCUGAAGCAUGGACUCCAAGUGACAGUUCUGAAUCACUCAGGAAAGAAGUCUUGUUCACUCCUUUUGAAAAAGAAAAACAGCAUGAUAUUCGAUCAUUCUUUUUACCAAAACCUAAAAAAAGACAGUUGGAGAUUUCCUGUGAUGAAUCAAGGAUAUACCAAGAGAAACAUACUAUAGUGGCAUCCGACCCUACUAAAAUUGAUACAAGGGAUAUCAUUAAAUAUGAAAGUGAUUUUGAACCUGAAAUUAAAAGACUGAAAUCAGUUACCACCAAUGACUACAGCCAUCCCCUGGACAAGAAACCAUCCUGGGCCAGGCAAACCAAAGCUGCAUUCAUGGAAGGUAGCCAUGAGGCCAAGAACCCAUCAACUACCCCAUCUGUUCCUGAGAAGGGCUGGCAAUGUAGUUUCUGCACCUAUAUCAAUAAUUCAGUGCUACCUUACUGUGAAAUGUGUGAGAAUCCUCAAGGCAGUGCUGACAGGCCCAACCAUAUCCAGGCUAAGAACAAAAAUAAAGAAGAUGAUCCUCAGAAAAACACCUCUGCAAAUAUUGAAGCUAGCUCAUACUGUGAAAAACAAGUCCUUGCACAGUCAGAACCUGACCAGUUGGCUGAGAACAAGGGAGAAACGUCAAAAGAGGAGAGGGAGGACACAUUCGCACUCCAGCCAGGUAAUGUAGAGAAAUUGAAGAGCUCAGACACUCUGCCGCUAUAUGAUAGCCUAAUGUUUUGUGCAAGUAAGAACACGGAUCGGAUUCACCUCUAUAAUAAAGAUGGAAAACAGUUGAACUAUAAUUUCAUUCCUUUGGAUAUAAAAUUAGACCUUUGGGAAGACUUACCACCAAGCUUUCAACUGAAACAAAAUCGCUCUCUGAUUUUGAGAUUUGUUCGAGAAUGGAACAGCCUAACUGCCAUGAAGCAGAGGAUAAUCAGGAAAAGUGGGCAGCUAUUCUGUAGUCCAGUUCUUGCUUUAGAAGAAAUCACAAAGCAACAAGCCAAACAAAAUAGUACCAAAAGAUACAUAACCAAAGAAGAUGUUGCUAUAGCCUCAAUGGACAAGGUAAAAAAAGAUGGGGGACAUGUCCGUCUGAUCACAAAAGAAUCCCGGCUGCAGGACCCUUCAAUAAAAAAUUUUCUUAAAGAUGGACCAUGUAACCCAUUUGUAAAUCCCCACACAUCCCAAGCUGAUCUCACGGUGAAGUCUUCUGCAUCUAAAGGCUAUUUGCAAGCUGUGGAUAAUGAAGGACAUCCACUUUGCCUUCACUGCCAGCAUCCCACUUGCCAAAGUAAGCAAGAGUGUACAACAAAUGCAUGGGAUUCACGGUUUUGCUCUCUAAAAUGUCAAGAGGAAUUUUGGAUGCGAUCUAAUAACAGUUACCUGCGAGCCAGAGUAUUUGAAAUUGAACAUGGCGUGUGUCAGCUAUGUAAUGUGAAUGCACAAGAACUCUUUUUACAUCUUAGAGAUGCCCCUAAAAGUCAGAGGAAGAAUCUUUUGGAUGCUACCUGGACUUCAAAACUCUCAUUAGAACAGCUAAAUGAAAUGAUAAGAAACCCAGAGGAAGGACAAUUCUGGCAGGUGGAUCACAUUAGGCCGGUAUACGAGGGAGGAGGACAGUGCUCCCUGGACAAUCUGCAGACUCUCUGUACAGUUUGUCACAAAGAGAGAACUGCCAGACAAGCCAAGGAAAGAAGCCAGGUGAAACGACUAGCUGUAGCGUCAAAGCAUGGAUCAGACAUAACACGAUUUUUGGUGAAGAAGUAAGGUAGAAAAAGAUAUAAAUGGAUGACACAUAAUUUACGUAUGGCAGAAUUUAACCCCUCCUAAUGUUUUUCAUGUCUAAUAUUCUGAGUGAAAUUUUGAAACAUCAGUAAUUUAAAUUCUGGCAUUGUACUGAGUACUUUUAGCGUUAAGUAGUUCUUGCAAGUAUUUGACAGAAACUGAGAUA
Molecule: messenger RNA, 3514 nt
Organism: Fukomys damarensis (Damara mole-rat)
Lineage: Eukaryota; Metazoa; Chordata; Mammalia; Rodentia; Bathyergidae
Gene: Zranb3
Product: zinc finger RANBP2-type containing 3
Exons: 21
Coding region: 94-3330 (1078 amino acids)
Biological process (GO): replication fork processing; DNA repair
Cellular component (GO): nuclear replication fork
Molecular function (GO): nucleic acid binding; zinc ion binding; endonuclease activity
Source: RefSeq, a predicted model, not a curated record